Tuber melanosporum (Perigord truffle) is the source of this 1242-nucleotide messenger RNA. RefSeq lists its product as uncharacterized. The record is from RefSeq and is a predicted model, not a curated record. The transcript has 3 exons. NCBI's taxonomy places the organism in Eukaryota, Fungi, Ascomycota, Pezizomycetes, Pezizales, Tuberaceae. The coding region runs from base 99 to 1112 and encodes 337 amino acids.
CCCACUCAAUCUUCCCUCAUCACCAACGACCCUUCUUUAUCGCCGAAUUACCGUAAAAAAAUCCCGAGGUUAUCUCCUUCAGAUCAAUAAUUCAUAAAAUGCCUCCUAAGCUCUUUGUAACCGGAGCUUCGGGCUACAUUGGUGGCACCGCCCUCGACGUCAUCAUCAAUGCCCAUCCUGAGUACGAGAUCACCGCUCUUGUCCGCAGCCCAGAAAAAGCCACUGCGGUAACGAGAAAGUACCCUAACGUCAAGACCGUUUCCGGAGAGCUCGACUCUGGCUCCUUAAUCGAGGAGGAGUCCUCAAAGGCAGACAUCGUCCUCCACUUUGCAGAUUGCGAUCACGUCCCCUCGGCAAAGUCAAUUGUUGCUGGUCUCGAAAAGCGCGCGACGCCUUCAUACCUCAUCCACACCUCCGGAUCCGCAAUUCUCCCCGACAUUAAUCUUGCUUCAGAAUUCGGCAAAGCCGCUUCAGACAAGAUCUACGAUGACAUUGACAAUGUCCAAGAAAUCACCUCACUCCCAGAGUCUGGCCAUCUACACAGAGAUGUUGAUUCGAUUGUGAUUGGAGCAAAUUCUAACACUAUCAAGACUGCUAUUGUUUGCCCACCCACUAUUUACGGUCCUGGUUCCGGUCCGGGAAACAUUCGUAGCAACCAAGUCCCUGAAUUGAUCAAAUGCUCUUUGAAGCGGGGCCAGGCCUUCCAGGUGACCAACGGGGCGACCAUCUGGAACAACGUCCAUGUCCAGGAUCUUGCUAACCUCUACCUUCUCCUGACAGAAGCUGCUGCUCAGCCUGACGGUGGAAAGGCUACUUGGGGGCCAGAAGGGUACUACUUUGCUGAGAACGGCGAGCACACGUGGGGCGAGCUCGCCAAGAAAAUCGCCAAGAAAGCUAAGGCUAAGGGCUACCUGAAGACAGACGAAGUUAUCUCCUUGCCUAACGAGGAAAUUAUCAAGCAACACCCCUUCGGCCACAUCCUCUGGGGCACAAAUUCCCGCGGUUGGGCCUCGCGCGCUAGAAAGGUUCUCGGAUGGGAGCCGAAGGGCGCCCCCUUAGACGAAACCCUCGACGAUGCCAUCGAAUUGGAGGCCAAAGCGUUAGGAUUGUAGGUGGUAUUAUGGGAACGAGGUUUCUAUUUUUACUUCUCCAAUAGUGUUUAUCAUAACAAAAAUAAAAACAAUCGUGUUGUGGCCUGGAUUUGAACAUAGGCUGCACUCUGUACAGAAAAUUUUAUGCCAA